Molecule: messenger RNA, 855 nt
Organism: Culex quinquefasciatus (southern house mosquito)
Lineage: Eukaryota; Metazoa; Arthropoda; Insecta; Diptera; Culicidae
Exons: 1
Coding region: 200-796 (198 amino acids)
Source: RefSeq, a predicted model, not a curated record
UCGGUAAACAAUAAAGUUUGUUGCUGUUUGAUCCGCGUUCUGUCCCAAAAUUUUUGAUUCCUUCCGUUUUUGGUCCGUAUUUCGCAAUAAGUUUCGUGAUCGUGCGUAAUAACUUAUUUUGCUUCUCGCGCUGAUAACAAAGUUCAUCUCCCGGGUGGAUGAUAGUGACGACCUGUGCUUGAGAGUGCGCGCGCGGAUAAUGAAAAGAAUGUCUUCGUCGGCGACGCCAGAAGAGUAUCAGGACGCGAUGGCCAAGGUCACGCUGGUGGAGCGCAAUCCGUGCCCAAACGGAACUCAGAUCGUGUCGAUGUACCGGAGUGGCCGUCGCGAGGCCGAGGACAUUGUGCAGUUGGCGAAGGACAUUCAGUCGGCGGACAUUCAGGUGGAGAACAAUGCCUGCGCGAAGCUGUUGGUGAUCGCCGAGCAGGUUAAAUUCCUUCAGGAGCAGGCUCGGAAGAUUCUGGAAGAGACGCAAGCGGCCCAGGAGCUGCACCAUGCGGCGUGCAACUUUAAGAAGAUCCCGGGCCACAUCUAUCACCUGUACCGGCGGGACAGCGGCCAGACGUACUUCAGUAUGCUCUCGCCGGAGGAGUGGGGCAGCAAUUCGACGACACAAAUUUAUGUCGGCAGUUACAGGCUGGAGCACGACCUUACCUGGACGCCCAUUGAACGAUUACAGCAGGUAAGCGACAGUUUGCAGUGGGCUCGCCAGCUGCUGGAAAGUUCCGCCUCGAAGCGGGCCAAUCUGCUUUCGUUGGACAAGGUGAGCGCCGCCGAUGAGAAGAUGGAAAGCUAGAUGGUAGUAAUUGCUAGCAUAAUGUACUAUAAUAAAUCAAACUAUUUUGCACUACUCAA